AUGUGCGCCUAUUUGAAGCAGGAAGCCCAAGAUGGAACAAUACACGUUUCCCUUGGCUUAGCAAGAAGUAGAGUGGCUCCUUUGAAAUAUGUAUCUAUCCCUCGUAUGGAGUUGACUGCAGCAGUUAUGGCAGCCCGUUUCACAGAUUAUAUAUUACGUGAGUUGAAUAUCAAGGAAGUUUGUUACUGGACAGACAGCCAGGCUGUUCUUAAGUAUUUACAGAGUGAUACCAGAAGAUUUAAAAUGUUCGUAGCUAAUCGUGUUUCUACUUUAUUAGACUUGACCAAAGUUUCACAAUGGAGAUACGUCAGAAGGGCUGACAACCCAGCCGAUGAAGCCUCUAGAGGUCAAGGUAUUGAUGAUUUCUUGCGAAAUAAGUGA
This is a messenger RNA of Anneissia japonica, 381 nucleotides long. RefSeq lists its product as uncharacterized. The coding region runs from base 1 to 381 and encodes 126 amino acids. Gene Ontology annotation, molecular function: nucleic acid binding. NCBI's taxonomy places the organism in Eukaryota, Metazoa, Echinodermata, Crinoidea, Comatulida, Comatulidae. The transcript has a single exon. The record is from RefSeq and is a predicted model, not a curated record.